AUGGCAGCGGAUAUGAGCGGCGAGCAGAUGCAGGCGAAGAUAACUGCGGCUAGACGCGAAGCUGAAGGCCUCAAGGAUAAAAUCAGACGCCGAAAGGAUGACCUAGCCGACACAACCCUCCGUGAAGUUGCACAGAAUCAGACCGACCCCUUGCCUCGUAUUGGCAUGAAGCCCCGGCGAACACUCAAAGGCCAUUUAGCCAAGAUUUACGCCAUGCACUGGUCGACCGACCGUCGUCAUCUCGUUUCGGCCUCUCAAGAUGGAAAGCUCAUUAUCUGGGAUGCUUAUACCACGAACAAGGUCCACGCCAUUCCACUUAGAUCCUCCUGGGUGAUGACCUGCGCCUAUGCUCCGAGCGGAAACUUCGUCGCUUGCGGUGGUUUGGACAACAUUUGCUCCAUCUACAAUCUCUCUUCUCGAGAAGGCCCGACCCGUGUUGCGCGCGAGCUUUCUGGACACUCGGGGUACCUCUCAUGCUGCCGGUUUAUCAAUGAUCGUCGCAUCAUUACCUCCUCCGGCGAUAUGACUUGUAUGCUAUGGGAUAUCGAGUCGGGCAGUAAGGUCACUGAAUUCGCGGACCAUCUCGGCGAUGUCAUGUCUAUCAGCAUCAACCCCACCAACCAGAACAUCUUCGUCUCCGGUGCCUGCGAUGCUUUUGCCAAGCUCUGGGAUAUUCGUACGGGCAAGGCUGUCCAGACUUUUGCUGGCCACGAAUCUGAUAUCAACGCCAUCCAAUUCUUCCCCGAUGGCAACGCCUUUGGAACUGGUUCCGACGACACCUCCUGCCGUCUUUUCGAUAUUCGCGCAGAUAGAUCACUUAACAUCUACCAGAGCGACCAAAUAUUGUGUGGCAUCACAUCCGUUGCUUUCUCCGUUUCUGGACGACUGCUCUUCGCAGGAUACGACGACUUUGAAUGCAAGGUCUGGGACGUUCUUCGAGGGGACAAGGUCGGAUCUUUAAGUGGCCACGAGAACCGUGUCAGCUGUCUCGGAGUCAGCAACGACGGUAUCAGCCUCUGUACCGGGUCUUGGGACUCAUUGCUCAAGGUCUGGGCUUGGUAA
Aspergillus calidoustus is the source of this 1062-nucleotide messenger RNA. Lineage: Eukaryota; Fungi; Ascomycota; Eurotiomycetes; Eurotiales; Aspergillaceae. The record is from the annotation of a GenBank genome assembly.